GCCCGGGGAGGGGCCGGGCGGGCCGCGCGGUGCCGCCGACACUGAGCGCGGGGGGCUCCGCGGGGCCGGUCGGGGUUCGCUCGGUGCGGGCGCAGGGCCGAGGGAGGACGACGUCCGCCAUGAGUUCGUCGGCGCUGCUGGCCGAGGGCCCCCUCGACCCGCCGGUGCUGCUGGCCGACAUCAAGACGGAGCCCCCUGAGGAGCUGCUGGCCAGCGACUGCGGCCAGCCCCAGGCGGAGCCUGUGGAUCUCUCCCUCAACAAGUCCAAGGUGGCGGCAGCGGCCACCGCGGCCCCCCCGCCGCCACCUCCCGUCUCGGUGCAGUCGUCCCCGUUGCUGGUGGCUCCUCCGCUCCCCACUCCUGCCACCGUCUCCAUCUCCCCCUCCGGCCUCAGCUCCACCUCGGCCAUCCCGGCGGUCCUAUCGCCUGGCUCCAUCCUGGCCUCCACGCAGGGCAGCGGUGGGCAGCAGAUCCUGCACGUCAUCCACACUAUCCCCUCUGUCAACCUGCCCAGCAAGAUGGGCAACCUGCAGACCAUCCCUGUGGUGGUGCAGUCCCUCCCCGUUGUCUACACCACCAUGCCCACCGAUGGGGUCACUGCCAUUACCGUGCCCCUCAUCGGGGGGGAUGGCAAGAACGCUGGGUCUGCUUUUCUUUCCCACCCCCCACCAGUGAAAAUUGACCCGGGCUCCAUGUAUCCCAUGGACGUGAAUAGCGACAGUGAGGACAGCGCCUCCGAGAGCGGCCCAGCCCCUUUCCAGGACCUCCAGAGAGAGCCAGCAGCGCGGGCGCAGCGAGCAGAGUCCCCUGACCUGAAGAAGCGACGCAUCCACCAGUGUGACUUCGAGGGCUGCAAUAAGGUCUACACCAAAAGCUCCCACCUCAAAGCUCACCGGCGGAUACACACAGGCGAGAAGCCCUACAAAUGUACCUGGGAAGGAUGCACCUGGAAGUUCGCCCGCUCCGACGAGCUGACCCGGCACUUCCGCAAGCACACGGGCAUCAAACCCUUCCGCUGCUCGGACUGCGACCGCAGCUUCUCCCGCUCCGACCACCUCGCCCUGCAUCGCCGGCGGCACAUCAUGAUGUGAGGAGCCCUCGUCCCUGGGGCUGGGACUGGGGGAACAGUGGUGGAAAAUGGGGGUACAUCCCCCCCUGCUCCUCUGUGUGCGGUGGAAUGACUGCGGGAGCAGAGAGGCCAAGCUCUGCCUGGUGGAGAGCGAACCGUGGCCGCUCCAGGAGCCCCACUGGCACGAGAUGCACGAUGGUGGCUUCCACACUGAUCCUCCUCUUCCUCCCGUGCUCCCGUUUCUUUUUCCUGGGCUUCUCCUCCCCCCACACGAUGUCCAGAGGCUCCUCUUCAGCUCCUCACCCAGGAUUCACCCAGCAGCUGCCUCCAGACCUGCACAUUGGCCUCUUCAAGCUUCUUGCCCACUUCCACCUCAUGUUCUCACUGUUCCCUGCCCUUCCCCCUAUCCCUUUGGGGAAAACCUGGAAGCCAUGGCAAGGACAGAGAUGAGGGCUCUGCCAUCGCCCUUAUGCAGUAGCCUCUUUCCUGGAAGUUGCUGCGUUUCCAUUCCCAGCCGCUGUGUGUCCCUGUCUCAGCGGGAGAAGGGACCUGGCACGUCACCUCUCUGCAUCCCUUGGCAUGUGCUGGGCUUCACUGGAGUGCCCAGGGACGCAUAGGAACAGAAAGAGCACGAAGUGGGGAGGAAAAUCCACCACAACAACCCAACAUCACCCCCCAAAUGAGACCACCACCACCAAACACAAAGGGAAACUUUGCGGAACGUGGAACUGUGAUUUUGUGGAGUUUUAAAGGGGGUGGGAUGGGGGGAGCUGCAGCUGCAGCACUUGGGUUUUUUUGGAAGACUAUGGGACACUUGAACCAUUUCUAAGUUAAAAAGGCAGACUGUGGCCACACA
Strigops habroptila (Kakapo) is the source of this 1925-nucleotide messenger RNA. It is a transcript of the gene KLF8, whose product is annotated as Kruppel like factor 8. Gene Ontology annotation, molecular function: DNA-binding transcription factor activity, RNA polymerase II-specific; RNA polymerase II cis-regulatory region sequence-specific DNA binding. NCBI's taxonomy places the organism in Eukaryota, Metazoa, Chordata, Aves, Psittaciformes, Psittacidae. Gene Ontology annotation, biological process: regulation of transcription by RNA polymerase II. The record is from RefSeq and is a predicted model, not a curated record. Bases 120 to 1091 code for a protein of 323 amino acids. The transcript is spliced from 5 exons.